Solanum tuberosum (potato) is the source of this 845-nucleotide messenger RNA. RefSeq names its product peptidyl-prolyl cis-trans isomerase CYP18-2. Lineage: Eukaryota; Viridiplantae; Streptophyta; Magnoliopsida; Solanales; Solanaceae. Gene Ontology annotation, molecular function: peptidyl-prolyl cis-trans isomerase activity. Gene Ontology annotation, cellular component: catalytic step 2 spliceosome. The record is from RefSeq and is a predicted model, not a curated record. Bases 65 to 559 code for a protein of 164 amino acids. Gene Ontology annotation, biological process: protein peptidyl-prolyl isomerization; protein folding. The transcript has 6 exons.
UGGGGCAAAAGACCAGGGUUUCACCAUUAUUUGAAAUUUGUUCACUGAAGAGAGUGUAGCAGAGAUGUGGCCGAGUGCAGAAGGAGGGCCACCGGAGGUCACUCUAGAAACUUCCAUGGGUUCUCUUACACUUGAGAUGUAUUACAAACAAGCACCAAGAACUUGCCGGAAUUUCAUAGAGCUUGCUCGAAGAGGCUACUAUGAUAAUGUCAAGUUUCACAGAAUCAUUAAGGAUUUUAUUGUGCAAGGUGGAGAUCCAACUGGUACCGGAAGAGGUGGAGAAUCAAUCUAUGGCCAGAAGUUUGAAGACGAGAUAAACCCACAGCUAAAGCAUACAGGAGCAGGUAUCAUAUCCAUGGCUAAUGCUGGACCAAAUACAAAUGGAAGUCAAUUCUUCAUCACCUUGGCACCUGCACAGUCACUUGAUGGGAAACAUACUAUUUUUGGAAGAGUUUGUCGGGGAAUGGAAAUUGUCAAGAGACUUGGCAGUGUACAGACUGAUAAUACUGACAGACCAAUCCAUGAUGUGAGGAUAUUGAGGACUACUGUCAAGGAUUGAUCUUCUGCAUCUUUAAAAACAAAUGUUAUAUUAGCUAGAGCAUAACAAUUGUUUUAAUUUUUGUCAUCACAACUAAGAUCCAUUCUAUCUUCUGCUUUCUAAGUGAGAAAAAACUGAUUUAGGUCUGUAUGUGGGAACGUGGAUACAAAUUUUGUGCUACCAAAAUGAUACUAAUAUGCUAUUUUGUGUGGGGCUUAGUUUUGUGAGGCUUAUGCCCCGAACGUACGGCUGUACGUCCUAAGCACAUGUAAUGCUUAAUGUUUUGACAUUUUAGACCUUGCCAUGA